CCUGAAGACCACUGCCCUAGAAACCACCUAGCAACAGCCUAGCAACCAGCCCUUAGAUACCAUCAUGACACGACAUUUAGCAGCCUAAAAAAAGCACCUAGCAACCAGUGAGUACACGACUGCAGCCACCUAGCAACGCAGUACUGAACACUGAGCAGAGCUUAGCGACGCUGUGGUGUAUGUGUAGGGUGAGUGAGGUAUCUUCAGAGACAUGCCACGCCAGAGAAGAUCCCAGAGGAGAGAGACGAGUCCGGAGACGAGCAGCGGGUUGAAGCCACAGGCAGAGAAACGGAAGACGAGUCCCUACUUCAGCGGAAGGAAUGGAGCUCUCAGCGCCCCGAAGCGCAAGGCCUUCAGGAAGUGGACUCCGCCGCGCUCGCCCUUCAACCUGGUGCAGGAGACGCUGUUCCACCAGCCCUGGAAGCUUCUGGUGGCCACCAUCUUCCUGAACAAGACCAGCGGUACGCAGCAUUGCAUCGGUAAGAUGGCGAUCCCGGUGCUGUGGGAGUUCUUCGAGCGCUAUCCGAGCCCAGAGGUGACCCGGGCCAGUGACUGGAGACCUCUGUCUGACCUUCUGCAGCCGCUGGGUCUCAGCACGCUCCGAGCCAAAACACUCAUCCGCUUCUCCGAUGAGUAUCUGAGUAAAUCAUGGCGGUAUCCCAUCGAGCUCCAUGGCAUUGGAAAAUACGGGAACGAUUCCUACCGUAUCUUCUGCGUGGAGGAGUGGAGAGAGGUACAGUAACAGUACAAACACUACACUGCUUUACUGGAGUUCUGCUCGCUGCAUGUGAGU
Molecule: messenger RNA, 793 nt
Organism: Puntigrus tetrazona (Sumatra barb)
Lineage: Eukaryota; Metazoa; Chordata; Actinopteri; Cypriniformes; Cyprinidae
Product: methyl-CpG-binding domain protein 4-like
Exons: 5
Coding region: 212-742 (176 amino acids)
Biological process (GO): DNA repair
Cellular component (GO): nucleus
Molecular function (GO): catalytic activity; DNA binding
Source: RefSeq, a predicted model, not a curated record